AUGGCGUGGUUUACCACGCUACCCCGAGGAUCCAUCACUAAUUUCCGUGACUUCUCAUCAAAAUUCCUCGUCCAGUUUUCCGCCAGUAAAACCAAGCAGGUGACAAUUGAGGAUCUCUACAAUGUCCGCCAAUCCGAGGGCGAGACUCUGAAGCAGUAUGUAAAACGAUUCAGCGCAGCAUCAGUCAAAAUUGAGGAGUCAGAGCCGCAUGCCUGUGCGCGUGCCUUUAAGAACGGGUUGCAGCCGGGGAAGCUAAACAGCAAGUUGAGCCGCAAGCCGGCUCGGUCCAUGGCGAAGAUCCAGACGCGAGCAAACACCUACAUCCUGGACGAGGAAGAUGAUGCUUUCAAGCGAAGGCGCGCGAAAAAGGAGAAGGACGGCGAACCAGGGGACGCUUUGCCGGAAGUUAAGCGGAAUAAGGAGAGGGGAGAGGGCAGCAGAAAGCGAGACAGGAAGCUGAGGAUAGGGGAAAAAGCUACGAAGGAGCCAUUGUACCCUAAGAGAGAAAAUUUUGAGCGCCGCAGAUCGUGGCAUCAAGCCGACCCUCGCCGGCGAGAGGAGUCAGGUAAGAGUCUUAACGCACAUCUGACGGAGUUGCUUCGAGAGGUCAAGGUAACUCACGCGGUUGAGGAAGGCGAGAAAGAGGCCGACCCGCCCCGAGUUGUGUUGGAUAAAACAAAGUGGUGCGAGUACCACCGCUCGGCAGGUCACGACACGGGAGAUUGCUUUACCCUGAAGAACGAGAUCGAGAGGCUCAUUCGAGCGGGACGAUCGCAGAUGAACGACCGUGGCGAUCGGUGGAAUGGAGAGCGGCAGCAAGGGAACCGGUACAAAGGUGGCCGUCAGCAGGAUGACCGAAGGCGGGAGCCGCCAGUUGGGACAAUAAACACAAUCGCGGGUGGCUUCGGCGGGGGCGGAGAUACAGCGUCGGCGAGGCGAAGACACGUGAGAACAGUGAUAUCAGUGCAACAGUACGAAACUCCAUUCGGUUUCCGGCAUCCAGAUAUUGUGAUAUCGUCGGCGGAUUUUGAAGGGAUCAGGACACACAAAGACGAUCAUGUGGUUGUGAUGAUAAGGAUCAACAGUUUUAACGUGCGGCGGGUUCUUUUGGACCAAGGGAGCUCCGCUGACAUCAUUUAUGGGGAUGUUUUUGAUCAAUUAGGAUUGACGGACAAAGAUUUGAUGCCCUAUACAGGAACAUUGGUUGUGGCAUCCAACAACGUCAUCAUUGGAAGGAACACACUCAAUCGCCUUUGUGCACUAAUCUCGACGGCACACAUGGCGGUGAAAUAUCCGCUGAUAAGUGGAAAGGUGGGAAAGAUUGUAGUUGAUCAAAGGAGGGCGAGGGAAUGUUACAACAACUAUCUCAGCUUUUAUGGAAAGAAACGAGCUGGCGAGGGACACAGGUGUCAUGAGGUUGAGGUCAUCCAAGGUAAUCAGGGCAGGCCGGGGGGAUUGAAGCAGGAAGUUGACAGGAAGAUAGCAAGAUCAAGGAGCAAUGCAGGACAGGUCGGGGUAGAUGGCAGAACGGGUAAGGAUGGACAGUUCACGAAUGCUCAAGCAGAGGAGCGUUGGGCAAAUGUGAUCGCAGACUUAGAAGCGUAUAAAUUCAACAGGGGGGUGUUGGCGAUCGAGCCCAGGCUCACGGUUAAUUAG
Messenger RNA from Lotus japonicus, 1656 nucleotides. RefSeq lists its product as uncharacterized. NCBI's taxonomy places the organism in Eukaryota, Viridiplantae, Streptophyta, Magnoliopsida, Fabales, Fabaceae. The transcript has 2 exons. Bases 1 to 1656 code for a protein of 551 amino acids. The record is from RefSeq and is a predicted model, not a curated record.